Camponotus floridanus (Florida carpenter ant) is the source of this 2940-nucleotide messenger RNA. RefSeq names its product liprin-beta-2 (gene Liprin-beta). The record is from RefSeq and is a predicted model, not a curated record. Gene Ontology annotation, cellular component: presynaptic active zone. Lineage: Eukaryota; Metazoa; Arthropoda; Insecta; Hymenoptera; Formicidae. The coding region runs from base 369 to 2615 and encodes 748 amino acids. The transcript has 12 exons. Gene Ontology annotation, biological process: neuromuscular junction development. Gene Ontology annotation, molecular function: protein binding.
GCUCCUCUCGAAGGAUUUCAUGACGUUAAUUUUAGUUUCGGCUGAGACGAUGCCGCGGUUGGUAACGCGAGAGUGCAUCUCAUCGAGAUAACGUUCUAUUGUGUACGAACGUGUCAUUGGAGUGUGCAGAGCCAAUACACUCUGCAACUUUUGCUUGUCUAUUGACAUCGUACCAAAUGUCUAUUGAAAAGUAAGGAAUAAAAACGUGACUUCUUUUUUGUUAAGAAAAGUAUCCUGACAACAUUUUUAUGCAUGGCUUAAUAAAUCUGUUGCUGGAACAGAUCAUAAUGUGCAUAAUACUGACAAUAAGUUUAAUUAGAAGGCAGAAACACGGUAAUUUCGAAGAAUAAAACGCAAACAAAUUCAUUAUGGAAAAUGCUUCAUGGAACGACGUUAUCGCUGUGGAACGAAAAAAUCUCGCCCCGAUAAUAGAAGAAGAAGAUAAGGGGCAAGCAAAAGGCUCGCAAUCGGACUCGUCGGACGCGGCGUCGACUAUAAAGCUCUGGAACAGCUCAUGGACGCCCUCAGAAGGUUACGACUCAUCGGGCACAUCGUCCGAUUCCGACGCGGGUGACGAGUACGUCGAGGAUUAUCCACCGGGCAUCGCGAGGACGACAAUCGCGUGUGAGGCGGCCUACCGAUCGCAAGAAUGCUUAUGUCAGGCUUGCUUACUCGGCUAUGCUAAGAUGCUAGCGCUUCAAGGGAGUAUGCCUAAUAUCUGUGCAGUAUCCAGCGGUAUGUCUAAUAUCUGCCCAGCGUCGUCCGCCAGUCAUCUGGGAAGUUUCUCAUCUCUCUGUGCAACGCCGUGUACAAGCGUAUCCAACGAGUUGACACAUCACGCCGUUAAGGAACACGUCGGUCAUUAUCCGCCCAUUUGUCACCUGCACCAAGGUCCGAUGUGCGUAAAAGAGCAUGGAAUGCAGACGGGUAGUAGAACGAACAGCACGACAUCACUGCCUGUAGAAUCGAGUAGCGGUUCUCUGGGCAGAAGACGACGCAGAUUACGCAGUAGAGUGGAUCGCGAUCAGAGAGCCAUGUCUCACAGCGAUCUGAUCUGCCACGAGAGGGAGAGGCCGCGUCACUAUUGCUCGCUACAGCAGUUUCACUGCGGAAGCGAUGUUUGCAUGAACAAUUACCAUAGUAAAACCGAGGAACGACUGAGAAAACUGGAAAGUGAACGUGGAGCCCUGCAUAUGGAAGUGUCAGUUUUGUCCGAGCAAGUUGACGCACAAUCAAGUAAAAUCCAAGAGCUGGAGAGCAUACUCCAAGAAAAGAAAGAUAGUUUGAGGCAGAUGGAAGAGGCUUUGCAGAAGGAAGUUUUAUCGAGAAGCGCUCUGGAGACGCAAAAGCUUGAACUUCUCACCUCUUUGUCCGAAAUGAAACUUAGACAAACUAGUCUGGAGCACGAGAAUUUGGCGCUGCGUAGUACAAGUCCUUUAUCGAAUGGCGAAAGAUUUAGCAGACAUACGGGUCAAUAUAGUAGUCUCCCUAGGCCACCGACAUCCAAGAAGGGUGUUGCAUUUGGUAAGGUUCCAAAUUUAGUCUCGGGAGUGCAUACGACAGUACCCUUGGCUGUCAGGGGAGUCGCCGCGAGAUGCCUGUCCGCUCCUAUUCUAGCGGAAGAGGCAAAAAUCAUAAUCUGCGAGGCAAGCGCGGAACCGCCGCCGCUGAAACCGCUCGCGGAACUUACCAUGGAAGAAAUUGGCGAUUGGUUGACUCGCCUCGGUUUGGAGUGCUACACCGCCGAACUAAGACGAUGGGGUGCCACUGGACCAAAAUUGCUCGAUGCCACACAGAUACAACUAGAGAAAGAAUUGGACAUGAAAAAUAUCCUGCACAGAAAAAAGCUUCUUUACGCCAUCGAAUCGGAGCGAAGCAACGGUGCUGGAUUUCUCGGUUCUCACAAGAUGGACAAUGCAGCAGUAUUACGAUGGCUGGAUGACAUUGGCUUACCGCAACACAAGGAAGCCUUUCACCACGCAAAAGUUGACGGUAGAGUCCUGCACAGACUGACCACGGAAGAUCUACUGAAUCUCGGAGUGACUGCGCAAUUGCAUGCUGCCAGUUUAAGACGCGGAAUUCAGGUUUUGCGAGACUUGAAUUUUGAGUUUGACAAUUUGGAGAGAAGAUCCGCGAGUGGAAAUGGCGCCGAUGGUAGCAAUGUAACUCUCUGGACGAAUCAUCGCGUGAUGGAAUGGCUGCGGGUCGUAGAUCUUGCGGAAUACGCACCAAACAUGCGCGGCUCCGGCGUACAUGGCGGUCUAAUGAUCCACGAAGAUCGAUUCACUUCCGAGCUGCUAGCGACAUUACUCAGCAUUCCGCCGGCAAAGACUUUACUUCGUAGGCACUUGACGACACAUUUCAAUCAGAUCCUCGGCAGAGAAGUUGUGCAGCAUAAGAGAGAAAUAGAAAGCACACUUGGAUUUGUUCCGUUGACGCUUACAGCCAGAUUAAAGGUACCAAAGAAAUCUCAAUUCACGUUGAAGCGUAAAAAAAGUAAAAACGAAAUGGAUUUUGGCAAUUUGGUUUGCCCAUUGGAGGCAUCGCCACCAGGUACCCCAUCAACGCCCUCGUCAACACCGGGUAGCCCUAACUUGAACUCACCCACAUUCUAACCACAAUUAAAGCUUCAUUCGAGUAAUCAUCUAAACUAACUUAUCUGGAGGAUACUGGGCAAAGGAAAGUUAUAGGUUGCAUAUGAAUAAUGGAUAAAAUUGUACAGUGAUAUAUUUUGGCAUACAAAAAUAAUGGAUAUUUAUAUAUCCAGGUAAGACGCGAGAAUCACUCGGGACCAGUUAUCCGUAUCAUAAAUUACCAUAAUCGUAUUUAAACAUGUACUUUGAUAAAAAAAUUACAUAAAUGAGAGCUAACUCUAACACCGCCAGUCUCAUUAAUAUUACAAUAAAAACCAUAAUAAAUUAAAAGAUUUGAUGAAAAGUA